This is a messenger RNA of Amphibalanus amphitrite, 2568 nucleotides long. RefSeq names its product cytosolic carboxypeptidase 2-like (gene Nna1). Gene Ontology annotation, molecular function: zinc ion binding; metallocarboxypeptidase activity. The coding region runs from base 72 to 1694 and encodes 540 amino acids. Gene Ontology annotation, biological process: proteolysis. The transcript has 14 exons. NCBI's taxonomy places the organism in Eukaryota, Metazoa, Arthropoda, Thecostraca, Balanomorpha, Balanidae. The record is from RefSeq and is a predicted model, not a curated record.
AUCUGUCUGUUUUACGUCACGGCCCGUCAGACGGGGAAUCCGGCGCGCUGCUCUGUCACGGCCUGGACGACAUGACGUCCCGCGGACUGCGGCCCGGCCGGACCCGGGAGACGGCCAGCGGCGGCCGGGACGCGCCCAAGUACCUGCCGCCCCGCUGGCCUUCCGAAUGUCAGGUGGUCUGCGAGGCGUUCCGCCACCUCAGCGAGAGCCCCUCGGAGCGCGAGCAGUACUACGUGGCCAAGGGCGACGAGCCGACGCCGCCGCCGGUCGGCCACGAGCUCGGCAGGGUGGUGUUCCAGUACAGACCCGACGAGACCAGUCGUGCCUUCAGCAGAUCGUGUCCGGAGCGCCUGCUAGACCCGUCGGCCGCCGAGGACGACCCCUCCUCGCCGGCCGACGAGCCCGACAGCGUGCUCCAGUUCGAGUCGCGCUUCGAGUCCGGAAACCUGCAGGAGGCCGUCCACGUCUCCGGCAACUACUACGAGCUGCGCAUGCGCAAUGACCUCUACACGGAGCGGCACACGCAGUGGUUCUACUUCCGCAUACGCAACACGCGCGCCGGCGAACUCUAUAGGUUUUCGGUGACGAACUUCUCGCGCUGUUGGACGCUCUACACCUCCGGUCAGCAGCCACUGAUGUACUCGGUGGCGGCCGCUCAACGAACUGGCACCGGGUGGCGCAGGGUGGGCGACCAGCUGGCCUACUACCCGUGCCAGAUCACCAGGAGUGUGGACGGUCAGGAGACGACCGAGCAGUCGUACGUGUUGUCGUUCACGCUGGAGUUUCCGUACGACAACGACACGGUGUUUCUGGCCAGCGGGCUGCCGUACACCUUCUCGGCGCUGCAGGACCACCUCCGGCAGAUGCAGUCGGACCCGUACAUCUCCAGUAUCUGCCACCAGCGCGUGUUGUGCCGCUCGCUGGCCGGAAACCCCGUCUUCCUGCUCACCAUCACAUCACCCGACCCGCCGGCCACAAAGAGUCGGAGGGCGGUGGUGCUGACAGCCAGAAUCCACCCCGCCGAGACGCAGGCCUCCUGGAUGAUGCGCGGCAUCCUCAGCUUCCUCACGUCCAGGAACAGAGUGGCAGAGCUGCUGCGCCAGCGGUUCGUGUUCAAGAUCGUGCCGAUGCUGAACCCCGACGGCGUGAUCGUGGGCAACUCGCGCUGCUCACUGGCCGGCCGCGACAUGAACCGCCAGUUCAAACACACCCACCGCGACCUGUACCCGGCCGUCUGGCACGUCAAGCUGCUCGUCAGGAGGCUGAUGGAGGAGGCCGGUGUGACCGUGUACUGUGACUUCCACGGCCACUCGCGGCGCCAGAACGCCUUCAUCUACGGCUGCGAGAACCGGCGCAACUCGAGUCGCUACCUCACCGAAAAGGUGUUCCCAUUCCUGCUCGACCGGGUCGCCAAAAACCUGUUCGACUUUGACAGCUGCCAGUUCAGCGUGCACAAGUCGAAGGAGGGCACCGGCCGGGUGGUGAUGUGGUCAAUGGGCAUCACCAACGCCUACACGCUGGAGGCCAGCUCUGCGGGCUCGAGUCUGCGCGCGCGCGCCGGCACCCACUACCGCGCGCACGACUACGAGCUUAUCGGACAGCGCUUCUGCGAGACGCUGCUCGACUACGUGGAUACCUCACCGGUUAAGACGCGGCGUGUGUCACGUGCCAGGAGCGUGUCCGUGAGCGAGUGAUGGACACGCUGCGGGAGCAGUAUGGGUACACGGACCCGGCCGACGGCAGCGACUCGUCCAGUGCGGAGGAUUCGGACGAGGCGGGCUCCAGCUCCAAGACGAGGAAAGCCAGCAAGAAGUGGCGCAGCAAGAAGUUCCAGUCGCUGCUCUCAUGGAAGAAGCGUGAGAAGCCGCAGCAGACGCUGACCAAGAUCACGCUGCGCCCGCCGAGCGAGCGGAGUCUGGUCGGCGGGGACCGGGGCGGCUGCUCCCCGCCGGCGCCGCGGCUCGUGCUCCAGGUGCGGGAGGCGUGCUCGGCCGCCGGCCGGCCGGUCCAGACGCCGUCCGGGCCGGCGGCCCGCAGUCCCGUGUCGGCCCGGGCCGCCAGUCUGACCCCGCUGUCCGUCUCCCCCGCCGUGUCACCGACCGUCCGGCCGACUCCGUCCGGCGGGCGGCCCGGCUCGGUGCGGCUGGGACAGGGCGCCGCCGCCGCCGCCCCGGCCUCGCCCGGCAGGUCGCCGCUGCUGGCGCCGCCACCGCCGCCCUGCCGGCCCCGCUCUCUCAGCCUGCAGCCCGACAGCGCGCACAGGUGUCCGUCGGGCGGUUCCCGCCUGGCCCCCGGCCCGCAGCGCCUCUCCCUGCGGCUGUGCGUGUCGCCGUCCCAGCGCCCGCCGCCGCCCGGCCGCGGUCAGCUGCCCAACUCGUCCCUGCGGCUCAGCCAGCCGGCCGGCCGCGCGCUCAGAGCUCCCGACGUCACUGAGCCGCCCGACGUCAGCGCGCCCGCCGACAGUGACGUCACCGAGUGUGACGCCACCAGCCGGGAGGCGGCCGCGCUGCGGGGACUGAAACUGAGCGAGGACCUCCCUAAACAGAGCGGUGUCGGGGGCACCGUGAA